Monopterus albus (swamp eel) is the source of this 2521-nucleotide messenger RNA. It is a transcript of the gene atp6v1b2b, whose product is annotated as ATPase H+ transporting V1 subunit B2. Gene Ontology annotation, molecular function: ATP binding; proton-transporting ATPase activity, rotational mechanism. The record is from RefSeq and is a predicted model, not a curated record. The transcript is spliced from 14 exons. Gene Ontology annotation, cellular component: proton-transporting V-type ATPase, V1 domain. NCBI's taxonomy places the organism in Eukaryota, Metazoa, Chordata, Actinopteri, Synbranchiformes, Synbranchidae. Gene Ontology annotation, biological process: proton transmembrane transport; vacuolar acidification; ATP metabolic process. The coding region runs from base 1 to 1602 and encodes 533 amino acids.
AUGCGCCCCGGCUGUCACGACUCUGACGCUGCUGCGGCUGCUGCAGGUGCAAACAUGGCGAUGAAGGCGCUCAGAGGGAUGGUGAACGGAGCCAUGAGCGAGCUGUCCUCGGCCGUCAGCGGGAACAGACCCACGGCCGCCGCUCCGGCCGCCCGGGAGCAUGUGAUGGCCGUGCGUCGGGAUUAUAUAUCCCAGCCCCGCCUCACCUAUAAAACAGUGUCUGGAGUCAACGGGCCGCUGGUGAUUUUGGAUCAGGUCAAGUUUCCGAGGUACGCAGAGAUCGUCCAUCUCACCCUGCCGGAUGGAACCAAGAGGAGCGGGCAGGUGCUGGAGGUCAUCGGGUCCAAGGCUGUGGUGCAGGUGUUUGAGGGGACCUCAGGCAUCGACGCCAAGAAGACCAGUUGUGAGUUCACAGGAGACAUCUUACGGACACCCGUCUCCGAGGACAUGCUGGGUCGUGUGUUUAAUGGGUCUGGGAAACCUAUCGACAGAGGCCCUGCAGUCCUGGCUGAGGACUUCUUGGACAUCAUGGGCCAACCUAUAAACCCUCAGUGUCGCAUCUACCCCGAGGAGAUGAUCCAGACCGGCAUAUCUGCCAUCGAUGGCAUGAACAGCAUCGCCCGGGGCCAGAAAAUACCCAUCUUCUCUGCUGCAGGGCUGCCACACAACGAGAUCGCGGCUCAGAUCUGUCGGCAGGCCGGUUUGGUGAAGAAGUCCAAGGACGUGAUGGACUACAGCGAGGACAACUUUGCCAUCGUGUUUGCAGCCAUGGGGGUGAACAUGGAGACAGCCAGGUUCUUCAAGUCGGACUUCGAGGAGAACGGCUCCAUGGACAACGUGUGUUUGUUCCUCAACCUGGCCAACGACCCCACCAUCGAGCGAAUCAUCACGCCUCGCUUAGCUCUGACAUCAGCAGAGUAUCUGGCCUACCAGUGUGAGAAGCACGUCCUCGUCAUCCUCACCGACAUGAGCUCCUACGCCGAGGCUCUCCGAGAGGUGUCUGCAGCCAGAGAGGAGGUGCCGGGCCGCCGAGGGUUCCCCGGCUACAUGUACACCGACCUGGCCACCAUCUACGAGAGAGCUGGCAGAGUGGAAGGACGCAACGGCUCCAUCACCCAGAUCCCCAUCCUCACCAUGCCCAAUGAUGACAUCACCCACCCCAUCCCUGACCUGACCGGUUACAUCACUGAGGGACAGAUCUAUGUGGACAGACAGCUUCACAACAGACAGAUCUACCCUCCCAUCAACGUGCUGCCGUCUCUCUCUCGUCUGAUGAAAUCUGCCAUCGGGGAGGGGAUGACACGCAGAGACCACGCUGACGUUUCCAACCAGCUCUAUGCGUGCUAUGCCAUAGGGAAGGACGUCCAGGCCAUGAAGGCGGUGGUGGGAGAGGAGGCUCUGUCAGCAGAUGACCUGCUCUAUCUGGAGUUCCUGACCAAGUUUGAGAAAAACUUCAUCUCCCAAGGUGCCUAUGAGAACAGGAGUGUGUUUGAGACUCUGGACAUCGGCUGGCAGCUCAUGAGGAUCUUCCCCAAGGAGAUGCUGAAGAGGAUCCCUCAGAGCACCUUAGCUGAGUUUUACCCCCGAGAAGCCAAGCAUUAGGCCGACUCGUCCGUCUCUGCUUGUCCUGCUGCUUCUGUCUCAGUGAACCUACAUGUGUCCAUACAGUGCCGUGCCGUCAUAUUUGAUGCGAUGUUGUAACCGUAAUGACACUCGUGACUUUCAUGUGGCCUUGACUACACACCUAUCCUGCUUAAACACUAAGCAGCUGCAGACAAACACAGAUGUCUGGUGACCGUGUGAAGGCGAGGGACGCCUGUCUAGGGCUGUGUUUAACGUCUGUGAGGAGCACGUUCUCAUUGUUGUGUCCUGCCAAUAAUUAACACACAAUACCACACAAAGACCAAAAGUACAGAAGACAUGUAAUCAGGGGCUCAGUUGGUCUUAGGCCCUAAUCCUCACAUAUGUCCUUCAUUUCAGUAUCUUUACUCAAGCAGUGACCUUCAUUGUCACUGAUUCGGCUGAUGUUCUUCCUGUAGAUAUACAACACACAGCCUCAUAAAGCUCCUCGGCCCGUGGACAACACUACACACACACUGAACAUCCUGCUCUUUAUUCUCUGCUCACAAGUGACAGUUAAAGGCUAAAGUGGAGCUUCGCCAGCACGUAUCUGUCUAAACCCAGACAGACUGUCAUGUGCUGCCAGCAGGUACAGGUCCUGGUGUGGAAGGUUUCAGCUGUGAGAACCUCCUGAACAAAGCCACGUCUGUCAUGGAAGAGGCAGGAGGUGAAGUUAUGGGAUGUGUUUCAUUCACGGAUCCUUUCCUGCUCCAUGUUGUUGUGGUUUCUUUAGGUGAUCCCUGGUGGUUGACUACUCCUCUUAUCUCUAGUCUGUGAACACAUGGCUGCUGAUGUGUCAAUGCCUUCCUGUGUGAGCAGUGUGUGCGUAUUAAUCAGCUGCAUGCUCCUGCAUGGAUGUGCCUCCACUGUCCUAUGAAAUAAAAGCUGCUGUUGCUGCUCA